This is a messenger RNA of Ambispora gerdemannii, 297 nucleotides long. The record is from the annotation of a GenBank genome assembly. Lineage: Eukaryota; Fungi; Glomeromycota; Glomeromycetes; Archaeosporales; Ambisporaceae.
AUGUCGAAAGAAGUUCGCAAAGUGUUAGCAACUCGCCGGGCUACUGUUGGAAAAGUAAGUAAUAGCGAAGCCAAUUUAGUAAGAUUAGCUAUGAAUCCUUGCGACCAUCCGCAUGGUGGUGGUGAACUAAAAGCGGGAGUUGAUCAUGCUUCACCACCUAGUAGAAAAGAGGGUAAAAAAUCUGCAUUUAAGACUCGAGCCAGAGGCUCAGUAAUUAGUCCCGAAAUGAUUGGUCAUACCUUACUUAUAUAUAAUGGUAAAAGUUUCUUAGUCGACGAGUUACCCAAGACAUGGUAG